This is a messenger RNA of Bombus huntii, 12404 nucleotides long. RefSeq names its product transcription factor SOX-6 (gene Sox102F). Gene Ontology annotation, biological process: regulation of transcription by RNA polymerase II; cell fate commitment. Gene Ontology annotation, molecular function: DNA-binding transcription factor activity, RNA polymerase II-specific; RNA polymerase II cis-regulatory region sequence-specific DNA binding. Gene Ontology annotation, cellular component: nucleus. Lineage: Eukaryota; Metazoa; Arthropoda; Insecta; Hymenoptera; Apidae. The record is from RefSeq and is a predicted model, not a curated record. The transcript is spliced from 10 exons. The coding region runs from base 7373 to 10294 and encodes 973 amino acids.
UGCCCAGUUAAUGUCCACCGGGCACGCGAUAAAUCCGCCCUCGAACGCUUUAAUAACCGUGUCGUGUUUGUGUGUGCGUAUACGUGAGCAUGUGGUAACACGCGAGUGUCUUCCCGUCGCGAAAUUCAUUAUUCGGUUCGCGUUCCGUGACCUCGUUCCUCGAUCGUAAAUAUCGUCUAGAACCCCCUCGAACCUCGAAUCUUCCUUCGCCCGUGUCGGUCGACCGAUGGAAGUCUUAACGAACUGUUCAAAGACUUGAAAUUUGUAAAGUACGAUGUUCUUUUCACAGCGGAAAUAUUAGAUCUUUUUGUCGAAGUGGAUCGAUGGAGGAUGGGCAAGAACGUGUUCUCAGAUUCUUCUUUUCUCUACGCACGGAGGCGAUCGCUCGCACAGGUGGCAGGGAUCCUCGCGUGGAGCUCGGUUCUCGUUUCACGGAUUCUCGAUCCGGAGAUCAUUAAUCACGUCGGUUCUCCCCCCGGACGAGCUGAAAUCUCUUGGCUCGCGACGCAAAAGACUGCGAAACGCAGCUAGAGGAAACCCGGUCGCGAGUGGGUUUCGCGGACACUUAACAGGGACGAUGGUGGGCCGAUGCUUUUUACGCGGACGCGAUCGCAUAUUUCAUGUCACUUCGACUCGAUCGCUUUUUCGUUUUUUUUUUUAUUCCUCUGUCAGCUCCGCUCUGUUUCUAUAUGUCGAAUAUACUUAUAGGGUGAGAUAAAAGUAACGCAACUGGAAAUAUUGUAUAGACAAUGCUGCGUAUCGUGGUUCAUUAUGCAUCGAGAAGUUAGUCUUUGAACAGAUUUAUGUACCAAAUUCUUGGCUGAUUCUAAAGGCAAAUCCGCCAGAGGUGAGGGCAAGAAAUUAGGUAAUGUUUUGGAGAAUAACGAAUUUAGCGAUACGUAUGAACAUGGAGGAAUAGUUGGAUGGUAAAAAUAUCAAAGGGGAAGAACUAGUUAUACUAAAAUCAUCGAUGGUAAAUUGUGCAUUGAGUUUGUUUAUUAGUCGACUGAUAAGCAACUUGAAAAAAAUGAUAAUUCAAUUUCGUCGUUCGUAUAAUUUGGCAAACAGGAUAAUUGCUUCUAUGAGACAUAAAACAAAAAUUCCCUGCAACGACUAUCUCUUAAAUCGUUUAACAAGGACAGAUACCAUAAACUUCUUUUACCAUUCCUGAUAGUUUCAUUGUUAAUCAUUUUAAAGCUGUGUUACUUUCGCGUCACUCUGUAUACGUACAUCGUUCGAGCAUGGAAAAUACACACAGAAGCGUACGCAGUUGUAAUUGCCGCGUUCGGUGUUCGGUGUUCUUAUCUGGACGGUGUGUCCGCGGCGAGUCGCGUCGGGGCCGUGUCGCCUUGGACUCGGCGUGUCCGAUUGACCGCGUGUGAGAACACGAUAUCGCACGAAUGAGUUAUGAUCCUUAUUCGAGGAUUUGCAUACCGAUUCAUUAUGCGCCGGUAGAAGUCAAAAUUGGAACGCGACGUGGCGCAACGGCCGCGCGAUCGCGCCACCUCAAGGCUCGCGGAACGCGACCGAACGAUAAAUCAAACACCUUCCUCCCCAUGGCCCGAUUUUUUAUUUUUGCAUCGAUCGGUCACCGCACGUACCAUCGUCCCUCCUUCUAUAAUAUCGCUGCUGCGUAUAAUAUCAGGAUACAUAAUCAAACGAGGUAAAAGGUAAGCGCUGCAGAGAAAAGACUAAGAAGGAAAGAGUAGGCAUGGCGAGACGAGUGUAACGGACUUUUCGAAAACGUCCUUCGGCGGUUUGCCGCGCGGCAGGUUAUUAUCACGAGUGUGCCUACAAACACGGCCGGCGAAGGCCGUGCGCACAGAUGUUCUAAAUUGCGCGCAAACAAAUCACUUUGGUACCAUCGACGCACGCAAAUACAGUUGUGCAAUGACUCGGCCUGUUAGGUAAUUCGAUUUAUGUAACGGUGCCGCGGCUAUUGUUCACGCGUGUCGCUAUUUCGCGCGUGAUCCGUUCGACAGCCGCUCAGGAGAAAGAGUACUUAUCUUCUGGUAUUACGUUAUACUCGGUUCUUGCCUAGCUGUUACCGCGAGAAAUACGUAUAACGAAGGAGAGAUAUUUAUUUCCGUUGCACACGUCGCACGGGGUAUCGAUUCAAUUAAUUUCGCGGUCCUCCCUGGGUAGAACAGAGGUAAAAUAAAAAGAAGAACGAAGCGAGAGCGUCUCAGCUUCUCUCUCGAGAAACGAGACGCGGAGAAACGGAUGAACGGAUUGUCCGAGAUAAGAAGAGAUGACAGGUAAUUCGGCCGAUGGAAACGAGACAGCCGGUUACGGUGCCCUGAACGCGAGCCGAUCGCCCUCUCCGCGCGUCUUAAUCCUUCUUGCGUUCGAUUUGCCCGCUUUUAUCGAUCCUUCGCCGCGAUAAGGCCGACCGGAUCUGUCGGAGCUGACGGAUUUUUCGCCACGACUAAUUGGCCGAUGCAGAUGUUUCCGAAACUUGUUCGAAAAUCGUAUACAUUAUACCGGAACGAUAGUCACGAUAUAUCGUCCUCGUAUAACACCGUCUGAUCGGCUUGGAAUCGGUUUCAAGUCGGUUUCGAGCAUUUUCACCAGGCACCUGUAACCGAACCAAACUCGUCCGAUCAAUGAACAGAAAACAGAGGUCGAUACGCGUUCUGCUCUCCGGGCUUUACCCCACUUUCAUCCCUAGAACAGAAGUUCUAGAAGGUUGGCAAGUCGAUGGGCGGAGGGAGGAGAGCGAGAUAAUACUCGCGCGACUGCCUUAAAGCGUGCGUACUCGCGGCUUAAACAGCAACAGCAGCAUCAGCAGCACCGGCAGCACCAGCAACGAAGUACACCCCUCCACCAGGUCCCGCAGGCCGUUUCUUCUCCUCUCGUCUCUUCUCUCUGGUCACUCUCUUCUCUUACCUCGCUAGUGGUUAGUCUUGGCUCCCUCUUUUCUCCCUCUAGCCUUCUCGCUCUCUCCUGUCCACGUACCUUGUCUCUAGCGCUCUCUCCUUCUCCCUCCGCUCUCCCUCCCCCCAUCUCACCUGGUUCAACCUGCGAGCCGCGUCUCGGCCCUCUUUCUCCGUCGCUCCGUCACCAUCUCGGUUCCGCCACGGCUUCUCCCCGAGUCUCUUUAGUUUUGUGCGCUACCUGCCUGCCUUGUGGCUCGCUCGUAUCGUAUCGUAUCGUAUGUAAGUGAGGCGAGGUGCCGUUGGCGGGAUGAGGCGAGGCUAGCCUGAUGCUGGUCUAUACCUGUGUGUGCCGCGGUAUGGCGUUGUCUCCUCGCGUGUAGCCGCACACACUGCCCUCUUUCUCUCUUUUGCUUUCUUCCUCUCUCUUCUGUUGCCUUCCCUUCUCCCUUUCGCUUGCUCGCGUGCGCCUGUACGCGAACGCAGGUACGCACCGGCGCAGGUACGCAGCCACGACGACGGCCACGCACACCGGUGCCACGGUGCGAGCCAGAGCGAGAGGCCAAACACGCGAGAGCAAAGACACGCACCACAGAGGAGACGUUCCGUUCUGUUCGCGGCGCGCGUACCUACAUACCGGUAUGUACGUAUGUAUGCACGUACUUAAGUCCCACUAUGCAUGUAGGUAAUGCGAAUCGACGAAUACACGUCCGAUACGGUCCCGUCCGCGUGUAUAUACGUACAGCGAAAGCACGUUAGCCGUGGCGCGCGCGAGAGAGAGCUCACCGAUUCCACCGCGAGAGAGUACGCUUCGGGCCUUGUCUGUGUAUGGAGUCGAGGCACGCGAUUGUGUGUGGCCGGUGCACAAGAGCGUGCUAGCUCCCCUCCCUCCGGAGCCACACUCCACCUCCUCCUACCUCUCUCAGCCUCUACCUCCUUCUUCUACCUGCCGGCCCGGCCGACACACAUGUGUAUGUGUACCUUGGUCUUCAGUGUAAGAUCUGAACCAGCGGAGAACGCACGCUAUUGUUAUAUCAUUAUCAUUGUCAUCGUCCGUGGCGAUUCGCGCCCGUCCCCACCGUGUCUCGCGGACCGUGUUUUCGCCCGAGUGUCUCCGCGAAAACAGCCGGACCUCCCGAGGAAAUUCGACAGCCCGUUCGCCGCAACCUUGCAUUUUCCGGGUGCAAGCGAGCCCGCGGAAACCAGAGGAGAAACCGCGCGAUCAGGAGAGAUCGCGGUGCACGCGCCGCGCGACAGCCGGCGCAUCUCUCACGCGCGACAGCCACGCUGCACCUCACCGCUCCUCCCGAUCUGUGCACCGGGUCAAAGGAUGACGGGACAGACGGCACCUUCGCCGCGCCCUCUGACAGCAAGCCGCGCACGGGGCGGCCCGCCCGUCUGAACACGUGGGAAAUCGCUGCCACCGACACAACUCGCCUCCUCUGCUUCCUACUUUGCCGCCCUUUUUCGGCGCGCCGCGUGACCAACUUUCACGAUCCACCUGUUCGAAAGUUCCGAUUUUCCUAGUGCUUGCUUACCUUCGAUCGUUUAGUGUCACGCGUUCAACCACGAAACUUACGAUCGAUACUCGAUCGAUCGCGGUCGGAGUAACGUCGUCGAGGAGUCGUCGAUUGGAUUGUGAUUAAAAGAAAAACGUUUGGCUCGAUAAAAGAGCAAAAGUGCGAGUAUAAAUCGACGAGAAAAGCUCGGUCGAUUCGUUUCCUGCUAACUCCCGUCCCCGUCCCCGUUGCUAGCCGAUUUCUCCGUCCGGGACACAGAGAAAGAAGACGUCGACUGGUCGAUUAGAAUCGAGGGGACCCGAUGACGGGGAGGAAGAGAAGGAGGUCUCGGGACUCGACGAACGAGAUGGGCAGGAUUGAUCGGAAAGAGGCUAUGCUUGACGCCUAAUUAAAUCGAUUAGACUUUGGGGUUAAUUGUUCUGGAACGUGAGUUCCCUUGCACGCGUCUGUCGCCGCUACCGUUAUCGUCGUCGUCCUCGUUAUUCCGUGCUUUCAAGUGGUGGAUCGUGUGUACGCGAGACGAACGAUCGGUUCGGCCAUUCGGUGGACGAGAGGGAGAAAUCGACGCGUCGCCGAUCGUAUCGAAACUAUUACGGAUCAGAUCGGUCGGCCAGUGAGUCUAGGAAGAAAUUUCGGUGCUAAGUGACGAUUCGUGUUCGACCACGCCGUAUAUUUGGCAUUCGUAUCGGCCGAACCGCCGGUGUCACUGCUUUUUCACCAGCGUACUCUCCCCCGUUUCUUCUCUUCUUUUUUUCCCGCUCUUCUGCUUCGUUCGUUUUUUUAACGUUGUUGCCCUCCCAAUUCCGGUUCUUUUUUUACUCUCGUUUCCCCAGGCAGUUUACUCUCGUUUCUAAUCGUUCCUUUUCUACGAGCCUGUCCCGAUCGGAUUGAACCGUCCACGACACCGGUUGUCAUCGGCAUGUGAGUCAAAGUGAACAACAGCGUGAACAACGACUGGUGUCCAUUGUUGCAUUCCGUGGUCAGUGCUCUGUGUCUUGCUAUCCUUUCUCGUUGACAAACAGCACGGGUCUUCGUGGCUGUAAUCGUGGUUGGCCCGAGUGACAGGCCUGCGUAGACCGGCUUCCAAGAGCCGCUAGAACGCCGCGGCUUCGACCUCGAUGAUUACUCAAUUAGUUCAAAACUCGUGCUCCCAUAGUGUAAACUGUGAAACGAUUCGACUAGGUUCCAGAGUGACUGGGUGAUCGCGUCAGUGUGAACGGGAUAGUUCCUUGGAAGCGAAGUUUCGUGUGUCAUUCGUUGCUAAAUAUCGUGAUCCGACCUGGGAAAUCCGAUUAUGCGGACAAACAGUCGCGGUGAUCGAUGAUCCACGCGAUCCUCGACGCUUCUCACUCGCGGAAGCAGCCAGUUGGAACCGACGAACGGUGUGCUUCCUGAUGUUCGCCGUAAUUGUUCGACGGUGGAUGGGGUCGUCACGGCCAUAAAGCCGAUCAGCUGGAAGGAGAUUCGAAGCCGGUGAGUCGAGCACCAGCACCUGCUUAUUGCGCUUGUUCAUUCAGGAUGGGCCUGCGUCGAGGCGCCGAGCUCUCUAUUCACCUUGAAAAGGCGCGAACGCGUCCCUCGAUCCGUGUAAAUGCCGUCGUAUCGCGAUAAACCGAAUGAAUCAGGAUUCUUUGUAACUUGGAGUGGAAAAAUUCCCUUCGAUCGAAGCUAUCCACUAAAAAAUCCUCCGUUAAAUCAUUCGUUCUUUUACAAAAUCGAUAAUUAAAUAUUCGAGUGGAUAGCUCCGCCUAUUCUGACAAAUCGAGAUUUUACACAUUUUUAUUUCCAUUUUUUAUCUUAUGCUUGUACUAUUUCUCGAGUCGUGGUCGCGUUUCCGCGACAACGCGGAACGGCAUCACGCGUUUGAUCUAGCUCGAUCCUAUUCGUAACUAUUCAUAUUACAAAUCCAUUUUAAGCGGAAGUUCGGAUGGCGAACUGUGUGGUGAUUUUUCCACUUGAUAUGCUCGCUCUAUGUCUACAUUGGCAAAAGGUGAACCGCUGUGAAAAAUGGACGAGGUCGCUUGCGGCCGCGUACGAACAUGGCGGGGCACGCGCGGACAAUUACAGCCGGCCGGACACGAUUUUACAAUAACUCAAUUCAUUUCCGAGCGUACGUAAGAACGGGCUGACAAAAAAGCGCGGCUGGAUAUAGUUAUUGCGGCUGUGGUGCACACGUGAACAGGUCAGUCCGGUCGAGCUGCGGAACGACGCCGGGAGGGGGGAGAGGACAGGGAUCGAGACAAGGGGACAGAAGGAAAGGUAAAAACGUAGACGGAGAGCGACCAGUGGAAUCAGGUGGAAAUGAAAGAGAGCAGGAUAGAUACAGAAAGAAUUCUCUUGCGAGUACCACGAGCAACCUGAGCGACAAAGAUCACUGUAAAGUCGGUUAAAAAGAGAUAAUACAGAGAAUGAAAGGAGACCGCUGAAGAUGACGACAAGGAACGACGAGACGUUCGAGUGAGAUUUUCUAUAAACGUAGAAUACGUAUUGAUGCGAACGUGACAGUCGCAGAUCGUUUAGAAAUGUGCUUCUUUGAUACAUCGGAGCACAGUACAAUUUCGUUUGUAUGAAUUUCAUUUACCGGAACGAAAUCUUACUUAGCGUCUAACUGCUACCGUUUGAAACUACUUAUCUGAACGCGAGCUUCUAUUAUGUGAACGAAUCCUAUUAUAUUCUCCUAUUAUACGAACUGCGACAAUUAUAGAAAUUAUUUUAAACUCUCUCUAAAGAUUCUUAUAAAUAAAAUUCUACUAUACAAACAUCUUGUAGCGAUAUGUCAUUUCUGUGCGUAACACUGUGUCCAACUGAAAAUGUCUAUAUAUGUAGAUGCGUAUGUAUGUACGUUUAACGCUUAUAGGAAAUCCUACUUUUAGAAUAAUCCCACAGUGCAGCGCAGUGUGUUUGCAAAAGAGUCGAUAUCUAAUCGGCAAAAUGCUCGUCGAAAAGUAAACCCGAGAAACAGGGUGGAGCACAGGCAUGCACCUCUCGUCUCGUUUCGUCGUCUCAACGUUUUCGUUGGCGCGCUCGCUGUACUCCCAAGCGUAUGGGACAGUACUACGCACGAGACAGAUCCUCUUCGCGGGAAUACCUGACAGUACUUGCUUCGUUCCUUUCGUUUGUUUCGUUCGGUGGUUGGUUCGGUUGGUUCGGUGGACCCGGUUCGCGCGUCUACGUUUACAUACUCGCGCCGUCGUCGCGUACGCGCGCAGCGUACUGCGCUCUCACACGCACGCGCACGCACACCAUAUUCCGUGUACACCAGUUCACUGGUAUUGUAUAAUGCAGCCAUUGAUAGCCGUCCUCUCUUUCACGCACGCGAUCUGUUGCAGUCGCUGCAACCCGUGUCCGGUGACAGCGUCCAGUGUCCAGUCUCCCUCCCGACUGAGGAUGUCCUCAAAGAGGAAGUCACCACCAACGAAGCUAUCGGAGGGCGGGGGCGGUACGGGUACAGUGGCAGGCGCCAACGAGGAGGAAGAGGAUACGACCUCGUCGGUGACCGGUGGUCCCGGUGGCGAGGUAGCCGUCGGUGAAGAAGGUCCUACCACCCCCGUCGAUAUCGAGGAGUGUUACCCUCAUCAGAGGGGAGGUGACUGCGAGUCGUCCGGCUGUUCGUCGCCGGCGACUACCAGCGAGCCGGAUCUCCGAGAUUCGCCCUCGCCGUCGUCGAAUUCCCUGCAAAGUAAACGACAAAGGAUCGUUUUAUCCAGCCAGGAGACUCUAGCCUCCUACCAUUAUCCUCACCACCAUCACCAUCACCAUCAUCAUCAUCACCAUCACCACACGAACACAUCAUCGUCGUCGGGUGGUGUCGUGGAACCGGCCAGCUCCUCGGAGUGUGGCUCGCCGCCAACCCCCUUAACCGUCGACCCCUAUUACCCGAGCCAUCCUCACCACAACAACAACAACAAUACCGUCACGCAGAAUAAUAACAAUAACAACGGCGGUAACGCAACAACUGUUACGAGUAAGAGAUCCAUGGACGACGUUCUCAAGAGGUUAACCUGUAAAAUGAACAGCGAGUCGCUGUCGUUGCAGGACGAUACCAGUAAUAACAGGCGGAACAGUCCGCCACCCUCCUCUACGCCGACCGGACACAACGCGCACUGCGGAGGCGUCGCCAGCGUGGCGAACAGCGUGCCACCCUCACCCCCGGCCUCUGGCAGGAUGCAGAACACGGAAAGUCAGGUCCAGCAGGAUAGCGCGUCAGCGUUCCUCUUCACGGAAAGCUUCGCAGAGAAGGAGCGCAGGCUCUCCGAGAUGAUCCUACAGCUGCAGCUGCUCAGGGAACAAUUGCUGCAACAGCAAGAUCAGUCGAAGUCGUAUCCUGCGCACAUGACCGUCGACUCGCAGAAGCAAAUCGAGAUACAACGGAUGCAAACGGAGCACUUGAAGCGGCAGCAAGAGCACAUCAUGCAGCACAACAUCCAGGAGCUACAGGCUCAGAUGACAAAGAGCCAGCUGAGCAUGUCGGGGCCGCAAUCCUUGAUGUUCCUACCGUUUCUCGAACAGCUCAGAGGGUUGCCGGUGCAAUCGCCUAUGCCGCCACCGCCGGCUACGUCGACAUCAACCACCACCAACAAACAUAUCAAUUCGAUCGCUAACAUGAUCAGCAGUCACCGGGAAGGACCGAGCUGGGCGACGGCGCAUCUCGCGCAAAUGACCACGCAGAUGGAGAAGGAAGCGUCGCCGACGCCGAUCUCGUCCGCCGUAGCACCAACCGCACCUCCUCUGCAGGAUCUCGACGCACCUCUCAACCUCACCAAGCCGAAAUCCUCGUCGUCGGGAGCCACGGCAUCUUCCUCGUCACCUGGUAGCGACUCGCACUCGACAGGGGCCGGAAGUAGCGGUCAACAGGAGCAACCAGUCGCGGCGACCGCGCCGAAACUCUUUCCGCCUGGUCUACCGAUGCCACGGAAUUAUCUCACAACCCUUCCUUAUGCAGGUCUGCCACCUCAUCUGAGCACCCUCUCCUCGCCAAUGGGCAAGGUAAUGGCCAAAGACGAAGCGGCUGGACCAGGAGGUGCCGUGACUGCCGCCGCGGUUGCCGCCGUCGAAAAGCAUUUCGCUAUGCGUGGCAUUUACGGGAUACCACCGAGUGCUGGUGCAAUGCCUCCGUCGCCGCAGACUCAACGACCGAUCAAGCACUCCGGUUCCCGGGAGGAGGCUGCGCAGGAGGAACAGGAUUAUCUGUCCACGCCCCACAUGUGGCGGGAGCCGGGUUACAAGGUACCGGAAGACAUAACGGAAAAAGCUAAAAUGGUGAGACAGCAGAAGAGGGAGGGUGAGAACAAGCCACAUAUCAAGCGGCCUAUGAACGCGUUCAUGGUGUGGGCCAAGGACGAGCGUAGGAAAAUUUUGAAAGCCUGCCCGGACAUGCAUAAUUCCAACAUAUCGAAAAUACUCGGUGCUCGAUGGAAAGCGAUGUCGAACUCUGAGAAACAACCAUAUUACGAGGAACAAUCACGGCUGUCGAAGUUGCACAUGGAGAAACACCCCGACUACAGGUACAGGCCGCGACCAAAGCGCACCUGCAUCGUUGAUGGGAAGAAGAUGCGCAUAUCCGAGUAUAAGUCGCUGAUGCGGCAACGACGGCAGGAAAUGAGGCAGCUCUGGUGUCGUGACAGCGGGCCAGAGAUGAGCUUCCUGUCUCCGGUGGGCUCGGACCUUAGCACGCAACAUCAUCCGGGAACGGGGGCGGCCGGACCAUCGGCAAGGCCUAGCGUGUCGCCGCCGGCUACCAUGUUGAACGGCGGUGCGGCUGGUCCCAGUUCCGAUCAUCCAUCGUUCUACUAUACGCAAGACAGUUUAUCGCCGUCGGAUAUGAUGAACUUCUCGCCGGAGAACUCGGGCUCGAUCGGUGGCUACGACGCCAGUCCGCGACAUCACGACGAAGAUUGAACCGCAGCUCCGGGUCAGCCGCCAUGGCCGCCCGGAGCAUCAUCUUCAGCAGCAGCAGCAGCAGCAGCAGCAGCGUCAACGUCGAGACUCGGCCACGAGUUGUUCUGGUAAAACUUCUGGUGGUUCGCGUGAAAGGAAUAUAUACGCAUGAACGCGUGUAUCGUCGCGUGAACAGGAACGUGGGAACGAUAUAUGUAGUCGAUUGUCGGGGGAUAGAAAAACGUUCUCGAAGAGUGACUGAGCGUUUCGAAGCCUCGCUCGAGAGGUUGUGAUAUAUAACGAUUCUGUGCCAUCGUACGACGCGUGGAGGCCCUCCCGCGGAUUCGAGCGGCGAUGUGUCCUGCUUCCUUGGAUCCGCCGUCGUCGCGUCAUCGUAUCGCCCAAUACGUCGCGCGAUUCGUUAUGAGAUACGUUGCUCGUGCACACAUGGCUGAAAGAUCGUGCGUAACUCGGACAUAUGCAUCACGACUCGAAUCUUUGGGACAGAGUGUCAUGAUGUAGAGUCACGUGACCGAUAUCGGCCAACCAACCCUUUCUCGCUAUGCGCUACGUAUACAUGUACGUCGAACGAUUCACGGGACACCGGUGAACGUGAGCUCGACGUGGAUAACGGCAUCGUGCGGAGCUCUGAUGGUUUCCUGCUUGCUUAUGCUAUUACUAAGAGGAAUGGGGUGGGGAAAGCAGGCGCGACGGUUGAUCCAUGCCGACGGGACAAUGAACACGACGGCGGCACGAGAGUUUACCAAUGGUAUAUUCCGUUGGUGUAAUCAAAACCGCGACCAAGGCGGCGCAAAUCUGCGAACGAUAAGGUCUAAUCGUCGUUAGGUAACGUUCUAGGUAACGAGAUAUGCGCGUGAGUAGAAUUCUCGAUCAGGUAACGAACGUCGAUUCGCGUGUCAACGUAUGUCGGUAUCCAUCUCGCGGGUGUUUUCCGUACGCGGGAGCGCAGAGUAACAUGAACGCUAGAAUUAUACAUAAAAAAUAAAUGAGGUAAAUAAAUACAAAUAUAAAACGAUAUAUAUAUACACACACAUUUUAUAUAUAUAUAUAUAUAUACACACAUACCUGAUUUUUCGUAAGACUGCCAUGUGUCACAUGUGUGCGCGCGCGCCAGAAGGAUCGAUCCGAUGCACUCUCCCGCCGAUGCUCGAUCGAAUUCGUUUCUAUCGUGUUUCGUAUGAGCCGCGUUUCAACACACCGCGAGACGAUCGCGACACGUAUUUCUGUGUGUACGUGCGUGAGUGUGUGUACGAAAAUACGAUGAGCGGCCAAAAAAGUCUUGUUCCUAUUCCUUCUAGUGUGUGUGUGUGUGUGUGUGUGUCUGUCUGUCUGUCUGUCUGUCUGCGUGUGUAUGCGCGUGUGCGUGUGCGUGCGCGUCUAUAGCGAUACGCCAUUCCGGUCGGCCGUGUCAAUACGUGAGAAACGAAGAUAAAUAGAAACGACAGAAAUAAAAAUGAACAAAAGAUAAAAUGUAAGAAAUUGAACGUAAAAAAGAGAAGUAAAAAAGAAAGAGAAAAAAGAAAAAGCUGUGGUCCGUUAGUAUCCUGCAGCAUCACGCGUUUUCCGAGUAUACGCGGCAACACGCGUUAUUAGAUCGUAUAGUUAUCCCACGUUCACGGCGGACGGUCCUUUUUUUCAUAUUCACAUGCAAUCACUGAUAUCCGGUGUAUCGCACGAGGACCGGGACAGAGGACGAGAAGAAAAUGUGGAAUUCCACAUUCCGUCACGCGAUAUGAACCCGCUCGAGUCACAGGGGUGUGUGGCCACUUCGUUUCGCGUCUAAAAACACACUUAUAGUACUUAUAGUAUUUUUCGCGAUUAAUUUAUGGACCUAACGUUAAGCGGAGAUAGCGUUAAGCGGAGGCAAGAUGAAGAGAAUUUUUUUUUCUAAAUAAAAAAAAAAACAAAAUCUAAGGAGAAGUAAUCGAAGUGUAUUAUUAGAAGGAAAGGAAGUGUGUAUGUAUAGGAAGAAUGAAUAGAGAGAAAGUGAGAGAGGGACACGCGCGGCGUCAAUUUUAGUACAAUGUUAUUGCGUAAAAUUACGGACGGGGAAAUUAGCGUUAUUUAUUGUAAACGAUGUAAACGAACGAAUAAUCAAAUUCUAAUACGA